Glossina fuscipes is the source of this 1375-nucleotide messenger RNA. It is a transcript of the gene Vsp37A, whose product is annotated as vacuolar protein sorting-associated protein 37A. The record is from RefSeq and is a predicted model, not a curated record. Gene Ontology annotation, biological process: protein targeting to vacuole; protein targeting to membrane; ubiquitin-dependent protein catabolic process via the multivesicular body sorting pathway. The transcript has 3 exons. Gene Ontology annotation, cellular component: ESCRT I complex. NCBI's taxonomy places the organism in Eukaryota, Metazoa, Arthropoda, Insecta, Diptera, Glossinidae. The coding region runs from base 257 to 1291 and encodes 344 amino acids.
UGCAGUAGUAAUAUUUUUUAUGAAACCCUAUUUUUUGUAAUCGUCAACAUUACCAACAUUAUUUUAUUUGCAUUGAAGCAGCAAGAAAUACAUUUUUAUAUAGAUAAUCCAGGUUUUUGUUUUGUUUUUUUUUUUUGUUAAGCUGCACAAAGAAAGAGUUUGUAGUAAAAAGAAGCACAUCUUUAAUCUUCAAUAAUGUCAUAUUUGUGCAGGUAAAUAAAUUACAUAAUAAAAAACUUACACUCUCUUAAUCAACAUGCUAACGCGUGCACAAUUCAAUAAUUUGGACUAUCGCCGUCAUCAAAUUGACACACUUAAAGUAUUUAAUGACAAUGUGGUCGAGGUUGUUGAACUGGAAGAAUAUUGCGUGCAUUUUGAAUCGGCUGCGCGUAAUUUUAUAUUAACAGUAUUAUUGACAGCCAACUUUCCCAAUGAACGUCCAAAGUUAAUACUAUCUCCAAGAGUGAGACAUUGUUGGGUAAAUCCUGUAACAGGAGAAGUGGAGAAAGCUCCCGGUCUGCUAAACUAUUCGCCACAUUCGGAUUUAGGCCGUGUUGUGCAGGUUGUUAUACGUGAAUUCGAGCGUUUUCCGCCGUCGGUAAUUAAAAACAGCAACACAGUCAGCAGUUCAAACCUUAUAUUGCCACUAUCUAUUAAUAUAUCCCACUCGUUGGAUAAUAUUAACACAGUAGGAGCUGCUAACAGUACAGUUUCCGCAAUGCAACAACAAAAUAUUAACAAUUAUCUUAGCCAACAAACAUCACCUCAUGAAUCAUCUUUAACUAAUAGUAAUCUACCAAAUCUUUCUACUCUCUCGUUAGAUGAAUUGAAAAAGCUAGACAAUGAUCCUGAGUUUUUUAAUGACUUUAUUCAGGAAAUGUCGGUAGUGCAACAAUUAAACGAAGAGCUCGAUUCUAUGAUUAAUCAGUUGGAAUAUAUAGCACGUGAAAAUUUAAACAAAGAAGGUCACUUAGUAGAAUUAAAACGUAAGCUAAGUGACGAUGUUAACACUUUAAAGAAUCUAGGAGAAAAGUGUGAUCAAUUAAAUAAAAAAUAUUUGAAAAAAUCCGAUGACUACGCACCACAACAUAUACGCGAAUUAUUACAAAUUGCCGUUUCUACAGCCGAUACGGAGUGCGAACGGCAUGUAGAACAAUUCCUGAAUGGCAAAAUUGAUGUUCAAACAUUUUUGCAAAAUUAUACACACUCAAAAAAACUUAGCUCUGAACGCAAAGCGAAGGAGGAACGUUUGGGUCAACAAUUACAAGCUUUGGAAAGAGCAGGAUUUUAAGAAAAUUAUUUAUGAAGAAGAAAAAAUAAAGCUAUACAUAACUCUUGCCUUUACAUAUAUGUUUGAUCCUAAAUCAUUUGCAAG